GAGAGCCGAAGGAAUACGGGGAUCAAGGAUCAAAUGCGCAUUGUGUACGUUUCAGAUUUGGUGGAAACUUGGUACCAACUCUUGGUUCGAUUCAUACCGACAAAGUCUUUGAUCGUUAACAUGACGUGGGACAUCUUAUCCGCCUAUAUCUCGUGGAUAGACAUCAAUCUGGUUGCCAGCGAACGCUUCAUCGCGUUGCUACUGAAAUGCCUGGGGGACAUUGAAUUCCUGGAGGCGGCCACCGACUGCCUCUGUUCUUUGGUGACCAAAGGCAUGGAUGCAAAGUUAAAACUGCAGUUGAUUGUUGCUCUUGAAGAAGCGUUGAAACGGUGCCCUCUCUUCACAGUGUCCAGUGAUGUACGUGCGAAUCCCGACAAGUCUUUGUGA
Soboliphyme baturini is the source of this 387-nucleotide messenger RNA. Lineage: Eukaryota; Metazoa; Nematoda; Enoplea; Dioctophymatida; Soboliphymatidae. The record is from the annotation of a GenBank genome assembly.